UUCAUCAACGGAAAUAUACCGGCCAUUAAGUCGAACGCCAUGCGAACCACGACUUCGACAGUUACCUUGGGGUAUCGCGAGAAGGAGCGGAUCCUGGAAAAUCUUCAGUUUAUAAUAAAUGCAUUAGGAGCGAUUCUCUCUGGUGUCCAUUGCGGGCAUCGUGCAGGAUUCUUCAAUUUUAGAUUGAAUUUGAGAUAUCAGGGAAAAUUACGAGGAAAAACUGGAUUACUUGGAAAGGAUCUUUUUAUUUCUUUAUUGAAAUUCCCGCCUACUGGGAUCCUCAGGAUUUCGAGGGAACGUCUCCUGGGCUGAGAAAAUGCACUUCUUGUCAAAUAGAUUCUUCGAUGGUCACACGUUGCCUCCAGGCAGAAUUUACUUCCGUCCUCUGUGUAACUCAGUAAUCGAGAUAUCUCCCCCACUGACGCGAUGCCACUCAGUGAUUUCAUUAUUACGCGUUAAAUUCACGCAUUGCGUCAAUGCCACGAGUAGAGACGCAUCCUGGGCCAAUUAGCGCUCACCAUAUUUAUCUCUCCGUCACGGUUCAAGGAAGAUCAGUACCACGACUGACGAAUGGUGCUUUUGUAGAUUUCUCAAAAUAUCACAUUCGCACAAGGAAGGAACCCUUGUGAACUCCGCGAAAAAGUAUCACAAGAAAUAAAUAUAAAAGAGCAAUCAAAUCAGAGGAUUCACAAACAAAGAGAAGCCUGAAUCCGGCGACAUUGUAACCAAUGAAAAAAGAAGGGAAAAUAAUGAGAUCGGCGAAUGUCUGUCCGACUAUCGUAUCCGUGAAAGUCACGUGAAAUCUCAAAGGAAGGAAGAGGAAGAGGAGGAGUGAGACGCGCGCGAGUGAUGCGUCCGGGCGAGAUCUUCACCGGCCGUUCUCCCUACUAUUCCAGGUCGGUGGGACUUUCGUCCGUUUGCAGUGCUGGCGACACGCAAUACGCGUAUAGCAACAUGCGACAACAGCGCGACACGGGACUUACUAGAGUAGCUGCGAAUUAUCGACCUACGGUAAAAGAGAAUUGGCGCUACUCGUUCCUAGCGCCUUCUAGAAUAUAUAUAAACUAAUCCGCCAUGCUUGCCAAAUAUUGCUCUACUGACGAUAGCGUUCGAGGGGUAAUGUUCCCUGUUGUUAAUCGAGUUUACACAGAAUCGUAUUGCCGGCGACAUCGACGCCGACACCGAUUCCCACCACGUUGAAAACCCCUAUGUCGUAGAGUUCUUAUUCUCCACUUGCCUUGCCUUUCAAGAACACGCAGCCAUCACGCGCCAGACGAAUGAAGAUAAUACGGUUAAUACGAACAGAUAUAUUUGUCUGCAUUUUCAUAACCACUGCUGUUCACGUAGUACCUAGGGAAGAGUGCUGGCCCAACAUCUUAUACCGGAUAGUCGGCGAUAGUCAGCGGUAGUUGGUGACGGUCACUAAGUAAUUCAAGAGGAACCCGCGAUUCACACUAUCCGCAGGAGAGGAACCGACAAACUUUUCAGUGAGUCCUGCUAAUUUCGCGAAAUGGCGUCCAUUCCAAGUGGCAAGGCGAAGACGCUUACAAAGGAGGCCAAGGCGCCGGGUGACACGACGCUUGUUUCUCCGGUGUCAAAGGAUCCCUCGUGCUCGUUGCCUAAGAAGGAAGAGAGAACACCUGGGCAGGAUGUCAAAUCCACGGAAAAUCUCAGGGCAUCAAGUGAAUCCGUUGUCAGCAACAACACAGCGUCCAGCCAAAAAGAUUCAAACGAGGCCAAAGAUCAUGGAAAAGAGUCUAAUGGCUCUGGCGCCCCUGAUACUGAUGAAGUGAAAGGAAUUGACCGCCCAGCCCUUCCUGAGGAACUGACACUCAAGGGCCUUCUCGAGCAGCCCGUGGAGGAGCCUGAGAAACCUAGAAAGAUUCCAGUUCAGCAGGGGCUGGAUUCCUAUAAGCCAGCUAACGCAGCCGUGCCUAGAAAGAGACCACCCCUUCCGCCACCCGCCCUGGAGGGACGUCCGCUCGUCCUGGCGACUCAUCUGGUGCCAUCGCUCUCUAUUGGCCUUUUUGAGAUUCUCGCCGAUGCUAUCGAGGCCGCCACUAAUAAGCCAGUGGUGAUAGUCUACGAGCCUAGAACCGACAGACCCGUAGCCAAGGACGUUGUUGACAUUGCUGUUCUUCCGCCUAAUGAGAAUUGGCCAGAUGGAGAACUUCUACCCGUGAGCUUCGUCUUUAAUCAUCUUCUGAAUGUAGAUAAGGUGCCUGGUGUCUAUGUUGACGUCAUAGUUGCUGCGGAUCAGGCUGCCCACGUCGAGAAUAUUGUGGAUCUACGUGGUCAUAGAUGCGCGUUGCCAGACAGGCGUAAAGCAACAGGCGCCGCGAUGCUCUUAUUCAGCUAUUUACGAAAUAAGGGCGAGAGUCCUGCCUUCUUUGGAAAUACACUAGAUACGAGUUCACACCUGGAGACGCUGCAGAUGGUCGCGGGGAAGCAGGUCGAGGUUGGUGUUUUGGCAGCGCCCGUCGUAAAUUGUCACAAGAAUACUCUACCAGGUGUAAACACUCUCUAUGUUUUGUCCAGUCUGGGUCCUCUGCCUCCUUAUUCCAUCAUGAUGAAUAAAGCGCUAUCAGGAACUAUCCGUGAAAAGGUAAUUAAUUAUUUACUGAGUGUCGAAAAGGAUGAAGACUGGUCCGAAAGACUGUCAGCGUACGGGAUUUCCGGAUUUGCUGAAUAUUCCCCUGAUCUUUACAAGCUCGAUGAUACCAACGUCGCUACUAGCGUCCGUUACUAUUAAACUUGUUAUUCGAUUAUUUAUUCUACAGCGAUUGUUAACAUAAUUAAUUUUUAAAUACGUUACUUAGUUCAUAAUGAAAAUGCCCAUUUUGAGACUAACGAUAACAUGCACUGUUCUAUCACUUGAAGUAAUUUUAACUUCUGCUCAGAACACAAGGAAAACACCUUAGAGAUAAUUCACAAUUCUUACGACAUUCGUUCACCACUCAAUCAUUCCUUCAGCACACCCGAACGUUUCCACUAAUUUUAAGUUUCCACGAUCACCAGUUCAUUCUCUUUGGAGAAAUGAACUCCUAUCGUUAUUUAGCUAAGAAAGUUUUUUGAUUAUAAAUAAAUGAAAUAUGGCAAACUCUG
Molecule: messenger RNA, 3105 nt
Organism: Cephus cinctus (wheat stem sawfly)
Lineage: Eukaryota; Metazoa; Arthropoda; Insecta; Hymenoptera; Cephidae
Exons: 7
Coding region: 1511-2752 (413 amino acids)
Source: RefSeq, a predicted model, not a curated record